This is a messenger RNA of Cavenderia fasciculata, 951 nucleotides long. RefSeq names its product Oxidoreductase. NCBI's taxonomy places the organism in Eukaryota, Evosea, Eumycetozoa, Acytosteliales, Cavenderiaceae. Bases 1 to 951 code for a protein of 316 amino acids. Gene Ontology annotation, cellular component: endoplasmic reticulum; lipid droplet. The record is from RefSeq and is a predicted model, not a curated record. Gene Ontology annotation, molecular function: triacylglycerol lipase activity; acylglycerone-phosphate reductase (NADP+) activity. The transcript is spliced from 2 exons. Gene Ontology annotation, biological process: phosphatidic acid biosynthetic process; triglyceride catabolic process.
AUGAAUAAAGUUGUAGUUAUUACAGGAGCAUCAAGUGGGAUUGGUAGAUCAUUAGCUUUGACAUUUCAUAACUAUGGGUUUAAGGUAUUCGCAACAUCAAGAAACAUAGAGAGGAUGAAUGAUAUGUUGGAGAUGGGUAUUAAAGUGUUGGAGUUGGAUGUGACAAGUCAAGAUAGUAUUGAACAGACAAUCAAGGGUAUAGUAGAGGUAGAAGGUCGAAUAGAUAUACUGAUCAAUAAUGCAGGUAUCACUAUGUUUGGUCCGGCGAUCGAGGUACCCAUGAUCGAUCUCAGAACUCUAUUUGAAGUUAAUUUCUUUGGUCUUAUUGCUACUACCAAUCAAGUGGCACCUCACAUGAUCAACGCUAGAAAAGGGAUCAUUAUCAAUAUCGGUAGUGUCGCUGCUUGGAAUGGUAUGCCAUUUGGAUCGUCGUAUAGUAGUUCAAAGGCAGCUCUUCAUAAUUGGUCAGAUGCACUUCGUAUGGAGUUGGAUCCUUUCAAUAUCAAGGUGAUCACCAUUGCACCGGGUCCCAUUUCAACCGGGAUCAUUGAAAAGGCUACUCCACUACUCGAUCACAUCAUGGAGCGAUCAGUGUAUCGUGCUAUUGCUAGUGACAUAAAUAAUCGUCCUCAAAUGUCUAAAUCACGUCAAGUACCCGUUCAAUCAUUUGCAGAUUUUGUGCUAUCAACCAUCUUUUCUCGUCGUAUACCAGCUAAUGCUGCAUUUGGUCCUGGCUCGGUCAUUCUAAGGUUCCUAUCCUAUCUUCCGACUUGGCUUUCAGAUUAUAUUUUAAAGAAACAGUUUGGUCUCGCAAAAUUAAAAUCAAUCAUUCAAAAGGCCGACAAGGAUAAUCGUCCCUCUAAUCCUGUUGAUCUUUCAAAUAAUAAUAAUAAUAAUAAUUUUAAUCAACCUGAUAUUGUAGAGGUCGGUAAAGAACAGUCAACUGAAUAA